This is a messenger RNA of Amblyraja radiata (thorny skate), 2680 nucleotides long. RefSeq names its product lutropin-choriogonadotropic hormone receptor-like. The record is from RefSeq and is a predicted model, not a curated record. Bases 66 to 2273 code for a protein of 735 amino acids. Gene Ontology annotation, biological process: male gonad development; follicle-stimulating hormone signaling pathway; hormone-mediated signaling pathway. NCBI's taxonomy places the organism in Eukaryota, Metazoa, Chordata, Chondrichthyes, Rajiformes, Rajidae. Gene Ontology annotation, cellular component: plasma membrane. Gene Ontology annotation, molecular function: follicle-stimulating hormone receptor activity; G protein-coupled peptide receptor activity. The transcript is spliced from 10 exons.
AUCGACCACUUGAGAGGUGCUGCAAUUAACUUUAUUUUAAAGAGACAUACAUUUCUUGCAUCCCCAUGCAACAAAAGUAUGUGAAAUCAAACGCGAUGGCUCGCCUUGUGUUGCUGCUGCUCUGGGUGCUCAGAGGUCCCGUUUUCUGUGCUGACUGCCCCAAGCUCUGCAGCUGCGGAACGGAUAAUCAGAUCAUUUGCCAGGACGGCAAAGUCGAUCAUGUUCCAAAUGACUUUCCCAGAGGCUUCAGCAAGCUGAUAUUUAAAUACACCAGUCUGCACAUCAUUCCAAGUGGAGCGUUCUUUGGACUCAACAACCUAACAAGCAUCUGGGUGUUACAGAAUGAUGCUUUGGAGAAUAUUGAAGAAAACACUUUUGCCAAUCUACCAAAACUUAAUGAAAUAAUAAUUGAUAAAGCCAAACUGCUUGUGCAUAUUGAUCAAGGAGCAUUUAGAAAUCUUCCACAGUUAAGAUACAUGACUAUUACAAACACUGGCAUUGGGUACUUCCCUGAUAUCACAAACAUACAUUCUGAAGAUUUUAUACUUCUUGAAUUCCGAGAUAAUGUAAACAUGCACAUCAUUCCAUCUAAUGCUUUCCAAGGAUUAAGCAGUGGGACAUUAAAUAUAAAGUUGAUUAAUAAUGACCUCACAGAAGUACAAGGUCAUGCAUUUAAUGGAACAGAUUUGGGUCAGCUCAAUCUCGCAGGUAAUCAAAAUCUGCAGAAUUUACAUGAUGAUGUCUUCGUGGGAGCAACAGGACCCACUGUUCUGGAUAUUUCCAGGACCAGCAUUAGUGUGCUUCCAACUCAUGGCUUGAAAUUUGUUAAGAAGCUCAUAGCUCAGUCCACUGCCAACUUAAAAAGGCUGCCAUCUCUGGACAACUUUGUCGAACUAAGAGAGGCCAGUAUGACAUAUCCAAGCCACUGCUGUGCAUUUCAAAAUGAAAAUGCCAAGAAGAAAAAUGAAAUACAGUGGUCUGCAGUUUGUAACAAGCUCUAUAACAACAUCAGCUCCCAAAAGGAAUCUGAGAAUAGUCGGCUGCUUUCAAAAAGAUCUUUGCAGAUGAACUCAACAUUUCCUCAAGAAUAUGCCUUCAUUGACAAUGAGGCAUGGUUUGACUUAAAUGACGAUGAACCUUCCUUUGACUAUGGUUUCUGCACAAAUGUGGAUGUGAUCUGUAAUCCAAAAGCUGAUGACUUCAAUCCCUGUGAAGACAUUGUGGGAAAAGACAUUCUAAGGGUCAUAAUUUGGCUAAUGAAUAUUCUCGCUAUUGUGGGGAACAUUGCUGUUCUCAUAGUCUUAUUAACCAGUCGCUAUAAACUUACAGUCCCGCGAUUUCUAAUGUGUAACUUGGCCUUUUCUGACUUUUGUAUGGGUCUCUAUUUGUUGCUGAUUGCUUCUGUGGAUAUCCGAACCAAAGGCCGCUACUAUAACUAUGCCAUAGACUGGCAGACUGGUGCGGGCUGUGCCUCUGCUGGGUUCUUCACCAUUUUUGCCAGUGAGCUCUCAGUGUAUACACUGACUGCGAUCACCCUAGAGAGGUGGCACACAAUAACUUAUGCCAUGCAGUUGGACAGAAAGCUUUGUCUGAGGCAUGCCAUUGUGAUCAUGAGUGGGGGUUGGAUAUUUUCAUUCACUGUUGCAGUGCUCCCUCUUAUUGGGAUCAGUAAUUAUCGAAAGGUGAGCAUCUGCCUCCCUAUGGACAUAAACUCCCCAGUCUCACAAGCUUACAUCAUUUUCAUUUUGAUAUUAAAUGUUAUUGCAUUUCUACUCAUUUGUUUCUGCUACAUUAAAAUCUACCUAACUGUUCGAAACCCCAACUUUAUUUCUACAAAUAGCGAUACAAAAAUCGCCAAACGUAUGGCUGUGCUAAUCUUUACAGAUUUCAUUUGCAUGUCACCAAUAUCUUUCUUUGCCAUUUCAGCAGCUCUGAAAGUUCCUUUUAUCACAGUGUCCAACUCCAAGAUCCUCCUGGUUCUGUUUUACCCAAUCAAUUCCUGUGCCAAUCCCUUCCUGUACGCCAUUUUCACAAAGACAUUUCGCCGAGAUUUCUAUAUUCUUUUAAGCAGGUUUGGCUGCUGUGAAAUGAAAGCUCAGCUUUACAGAACAGAAACAACAUCAUCCAUUCAUAAUUCCAAUGUAAGAAAUGGUGCUCUGGCCACAGCAUCUCAGUUUGGUCAAGGGAUGGCUUACACAGAGCUUCAGGUAGCUAAUCAUCGUCGGCUGCAAGAAGCUCAAUCUCAGUUCAUGAGAGUCCCAUCAAACAAUUAGGGGAAAACUACAUUAUUAUUUGACGGGAUGUGUGAUGAGAAUUUGUGUUGUGAACCCACAAAUAAUCCAGUCCCCGGAUGAUCUCCAGUACCUUCUUGAUAAAAUAUCAGAAUUUAUUAUCCAUACCGACGCACCAGGAACCCAAGCCUUAGGGUAACAACAUUUUAAUAUGUCUUUGCAACUGUGCUCUCACCACUAAAUUGUGGUGAAUGUUACAGGGAUGGACAGUGGUUGUACAAUGUGGGAUGAGCAUCAUUUACUGUAAAUGAAAGCUAUCAAUUUUUUUAAAAUAUUCCUAUGUGAUUUGAAUAACCUUCAGAGACUCUUUUGUCCAAACAGGUUAUUAAUAUCAUAAAUGCACUUGAGCUACUUUCUCAAUAUAUAAUUUGCUCAAGGUUUUACCAGGU